Messenger RNA from Paramecium pentaurelia, 378 nucleotides. Lineage: Eukaryota; Ciliophora; Oligohymenophorea; Peniculida; Parameciidae. The record is from the annotation of a GenBank genome assembly.
UGAUGGAUUCAGAUGAAGAAAAGCAAGUAGAUCUUCCACCUAUUCGAGUAAGAAGUUCAGAAUUGAAUCCAAAGUUUAUGAAAGACAUCUUAUUAAGUAAGUAGAUCAUUUAUCAUAUUCUUUUAGAAUUAGAUGAAUUAUUCAAAAAAUAUACGUUGGAUAAGGAUAUUUGUGUUGAAUUGGUCAAACAUGUGAAAACUAAUCCUGAAUAUAAGAAAAGUAUAAACUAUUAUUUUAUAAAAAUAGAGGGUGAAGGUGAAUGGCAAUGCAUUAUUGGAUCUAACUUUGGAUGUUCCUUAAGUUAUGAUUUAGAACUUUUAACUUUUUUUGAUUUUUUAUCUAAUGGGAAAUCAAUACUCCUCUUCAAGUCAGGAUGAA